UGUGGCAUUUGCAAAAAGAUUUGGCACCAUUCAGAUGGUGGGGAUUGGUCAGGUAUGUGUGAUGGUUGUAAUGUUUGGGUGCAUGCUGAGUGUGACAAAAUUUCCAGCAAACUUUUCAAGGAUCUGGAAAAAACAGACUACUAUUGCCCAGAUUGCAAGGGAAAAUUCAAUUGCAAAUUAUCAGCAUCACAAACAUACAAGUCAAAAAUCAAGUAUGCAUCUGUAAUUAUUUUCUAUUGCUUCCUUUUCCUAGGGACUUAUAUUCCAAAGCUUCAUUUAGUUAUGUGCAAGUGUGGCUCGUGUGGUUCAAGGAAGCAGACCCCGAUUGAAUGGGAAGGGCAUGCAGGUUGCAGAGCCAAAAAAUGGAAAUAUAGUGUGAAAGUGGAAAGCACAAUGCAACCGCUGAUAAAAUGGAUCACGAAGCACAAAUCUCAACCUGGUAUUCCUCUACGGUUAGAUCAGCAAAAGGUGCUCUCCUUUUUGCAAGAGAAGUAUGAGCCUGUUUAUGCAAGAUGGACAACAGAAAGAUGUGCCAUUUGCAGAUGGGUUGAAGACUGGGAAGAUAACAAAAUAAUUAUCUGUAACAGGUGCCAAAUUGCAGUUCACCAAGAAUGCUAUGGGGCAAAGAAUGUUCAGUUUACUUCCUGGGUUUGCAGAGUCUGUGAAACUCCUGAUGUUGAGGGGAGGGAGUGUUGCCUCUGUCCAGUAAAAGGUGGUGCUUUGAAGCCAACUGAUGUCGAGAUGUUGUGGGUUCAUGUAACAUGCGCUUGGUUUCGGCCUGAAGUUCUUUUCCAAAACCAUGAGGCAAUGGAACCCGCCACUGGAAUCCUUAAGAUUCCAUCUAAUUCCUUUUUGAAGACUUGCGUGAUCUGUAAACAAAGCCAUGGUUCCUGUACAAGUUGUUGCAAGUGUGCUACACAUUUUCAUGUGAUGUGCGCAUCAAGAAUGGGAUAUAGCAUGGAAUUGCAUUCCACGGAGAAGAAAGGAAAUCAUAUAACAAAGAAGCUAAUAUAUUGUGCAGUUCACAGGGUCCCAAACCCAGAUUCAGGACUAGUUGUACAUACCCCCCUUGGGGUUUUCUCUCCAAGAACUUCGCUUCCAAAAAACAAGGGGUGCUUCAGGGUAUCAAGGCUGGUUUCAUCAAAGAAUAUAGAACUCCUUGAGUCUUCAACCUUUGAAGGUUCUGAGGUUGAGCCACUGUCUGCUGCCAGAUGUCGUCUGUACAGAAGGUCUCCCAAUAAGAAGGAUAAUGUGCCAAUAAUUCACUUGCUUGGGGGACCAAACCUUCAUUCUUUAAGUGCAAUAGCUCAACUGAACAGCAAUAAGGAUGAUGAAGUAUUUUCUUCUUUGAAGGAACAUCUUCGCCAUUUACAGAAGACGGAAAACCAUAGAGUUUGCUUUGGAAAAUCAGGUAUUCAUGGAUGGGGCCUCUUUGCACGAAGAGAAUUACAAGAAGGAGAAAUGGUUGUUGAAUAUCGUGGUGAGAAGGUAAGGCGUAGUGUUGCUGAUAUGAGGGAAGCAAGGUACCGUUCAGAAGGCAAAGAUUGUUAUCUAUUCAAGAUUAGCGAGGAAGUGGUAAUUGAUGCAACGGAUAAGGGCAAUAUUGCACGUUUAAUAAACCAUUCUUGCACGCCAAACUGCUUUGCAAGGAUUAUGUGUUUGGGUGAUCAGGAGAGCCGGAUUGUUCUUAUUGCCAAGACCAAUGUUUCUGUUGGUGUAGAACUAACGUAUGACUACUUGUUCGAUCCAGACGAACGAGAUGAACUCAAGGUUCCUUGCCUCUGUAAAGCCCCCAAUUGUAGGGAAUUUAUGAACUAGGUUUCACAUUGUUUCCGCCCGUGGAGCAAUUGCAGUUACCAAACCUUUAAUUUUUCUUUUCUUUUGAAAAAUAUUGUUUUCAAUAAGUUCAAUUAAUUUGUAUAUCAUUUUGUUAUAUAAUGAA
Gastrolobium bilobum is the source of this 1942-nucleotide messenger RNA. RefSeq names its product histone-lysine N-methyltransferase ATX3-like. Gene Ontology annotation, molecular function: protein binding. Gene Ontology annotation, biological process: regulation of transcription by RNA polymerase II. The record is from RefSeq and is a predicted model, not a curated record. Lineage: Eukaryota; Viridiplantae; Streptophyta; Magnoliopsida; Fabales; Fabaceae.